AUGGGUUCUCAGGCAAGAUACAACAUGUUCAAGAUAUUCAAUCCCGAGGGCAGUGUGAAGCAGCUGGACUUCAUUCAGCAAACAACGGAGCUUGGGAACACGGUUGUUGGGCUUAGAAACAAAAAUGUUGGUAUCUUGAUAGCCCACAACGAGAAGAGGUCGAAGCUUGCUGACACCCAAAAAAAAGUGUUUUCUAUUGACAAGAGGUCUCUGUUUACGUUUUCUGGAAUUACCAAUGAUGGGCAACAGAUUGUGGACUACUUGAUCGACAAAAGUGUUAGGGAGGAAGUUAUCAAGGGGCGGCCAACACAUUUUCUAGAUGUAUUUGAGGACUUGUUAAGGGAUGCGUUUGAGAGGACAAUAGUUGAUGGAAGAAGGCUUUACGGGGUUUCUGGGCUUUACAUGACGGAGUAUGAAGGGAUAAGGCUGGUUGAGUUCAAUCCAAGGGGAUAUGUUAAAGAGGUCAAGGGAAUGAGCAUAGGGUGCAGGUCACAAUCGUCUAGAACGGUGCUGGAAGCAUACUGUGAGGAGUAUGAGAAGAUGGGUGUCGAGGAGCUGGCGAGGGUUGGGAUUAUGGCUUUGAAGAACGCCCAUCCGGAGGACGGUGUCCUGACCAAUGAAAAUGUCGAGAUAUGGGCUCUUGAGGUUGGUAAGGGUGUAUACAAUAUUGAUUCCGGGAUGUUUUUGAAUUAA
Molecule: messenger RNA, 693 nt
Organism: Encephalitozoon hellem ATCC 50504
Lineage: Eukaryota; Fungi; Microsporidia; Unikaryonidae
Product: putative proteasome
Exons: 1
Coding region: 1-693 (230 amino acids)
Cellular component (GO): proteasome core complex; proteasome core complex, alpha-subunit complex
Source: RefSeq, a predicted model, not a curated record